AAUAACAAACGUAAUAAAAUCAUGGCCAUUCAUGGGGAGAUAUUUUUGAAAACAGACUGAAGGAAAUCAAUGUAAUUUAUCAUGAAUAUUCUGCAGGCACAUUGUGUACGGCGUACACUCCUUAGAAGCACCAAGAUUGUAGAAGCAUUCUCAACCCAAUGUUCCUAUCCAAGUUAUGUUAAAGUAGUUGAAGUUGGACCCCGUGAUGGUUUACAAAAUGAAAAGAAAUUUAUUCCAACUGAGUCUAAAAUCAAGUUUAUCGAUAUGCUGUCAAAUUCUGGUCUACCAGUUAUUGAAGUCACAAGCUUUGUAUCACCAAAAUGGGUUCCACAGAUGAAGGACCAUCAAGAAGUUAUGCGAGGAAUCCAUAAGAAUCCUGAAGUGUCAUAUCCUGUUCUGACUCCAAAUAUUCAAGGAUUCAAUUCUGCUGUAGAAUCUGGUGCUGAGGUUGUGGCUAUUUUUGCAGCUGCAUCGGAAACCUUUAGCAGAAAGAAUCUCAAUUGCUCAAUAGAUGAAAGCCUCAAACGCUUUGAAAAAGUCAGUGAUGCAGCUGUGGAUAAAAUGGUCAAAAUUAGAGGAUAUGUUUCUUGUGUUGUUGGCUGCCCUUAUGAGGGAGAAAUAAAGCCAGAAGCUGUUACAAAGUUAACACAGACCCUUAUUGACAUGGGGUGUUAUGAAGUGUCGCUUGGGGAUACAAUUGGUGUUGGAACACCAGGAUCAUUUGAAAGACUACUGGAAGAUGUCACAAAAGUUGUGUCUCCAUCUCGAUUAGCUCUGCACUGUCAUGACACUUAUGGACAAGCUUUGUCAAACAUUUUGACUGGAUUAAAGUUUGGCAUAGCAACAGUUGAUUCUUCGACAAGUGGUCUUGGUGGUUGCCCUUAUGCUAGAGGUGCUUCUGGAAAUGUUGCUACAGAGGAUGUAUUAUACAUGUUACAUGGGAUGGGAAUUGAGACAGGUGUUGACCUGGAGAAGAUCAUUGAAGCAAGUAAUUAUAUUUCAUCAAUUCUUGGAAAACCAACUGCAUCAAAAGUGACUGUAGCUCACAACAGCAAAUUAUGAUACCAGGACAUGAAGAUAUUGUAAAUAAAUAUUAGAACUAGAGUAGAAUCUAGAUCAAUCUUUUAUAUUUCUCUGCAGUAAACUGCUGUGGUAAACUGCAGUGGUAACACGUUCGUAAACAAUUAAACAGGUUUGUAAA
Messenger RNA from Dendronephthya gigantea, 1201 nucleotides. Its product is annotated as hydroxymethylglutaryl-CoA lyase, mitochondrial-like. Gene Ontology annotation, biological process: L-leucine catabolic process; ketone body biosynthetic process. The transcript is spliced from 11 exons. Bases 82 to 1062 code for a protein of 326 amino acids. Gene Ontology annotation, molecular function: hydroxymethylglutaryl-CoA lyase activity. The record is from RefSeq and is a predicted model, not a curated record. NCBI's taxonomy places the organism in Eukaryota, Metazoa, Cnidaria, Anthozoa, Malacalcyonacea, Nephtheidae.